Molecule: messenger RNA, 1587 nt
Organism: Sabethes cyaneus
Lineage: Eukaryota; Metazoa; Arthropoda; Insecta; Diptera; Culicidae
Gene: ZnT41F
Product: proton-coupled zinc antiporter SLC30A2
Exons: 6
Coding region: 1-1587 (528 amino acids)
Biological process (GO): zinc ion transmembrane transport; response to zinc ion
Cellular component (GO): plasma membrane
Molecular function (GO): zinc ion transmembrane transporter activity
Source: RefSeq, a predicted model, not a curated record
AUGUCGGUUUAUCUGCAAGUUAGCACGACGUGUGAUGACGAAAUGUACGAUAGUGGAAACAGUGGGAACAACAACACAUCGAGCCAGCAGAAUCUAUUGUCUAUUGCCAGCGUAAGUCAGUCGCUUGCACAUCCAACCUGCAAAUUCAAUCAUAGUUUAAAAAACGACGAAUCUUAUGGAGAGACUGAAAAACGAAAACUUACUUGGGCCAUCGUGUUUACGGUAGCUUUCAUGCUGGCUCAAUUCAUUGGCGGUUACCUGUCCGGCAGUUUAGCAAUCAUGACCGACGCCGCCCAUAUGCUGUCCGACUGCAUUAGCUUCCUGAUAGCGGUUAUUUCGAUUUGGAUAUCGAAUAAACCACCCGACGGGCGGAUGUCCUUCGGAUAUAGGCGAGUAGAGGUUAUCGGUGCCCUACUGUCCAUCUUCGGUAUCUGGAUUCUCACAGUAUUCCUCGUAGUAGCGUCCGCUCAUCGGCUAAUCCACGAUGAUUUCGAUAUUGAUGCCAACAGUAUGAUCGUAAUAGCCGUGUUGGGCGUAGUGAUGAACAUUGCCAUAGCAUUGGUUUUGCACGGGUCUUGUGCCGUAGUGCCGCAUGCACAUCAUGGCCAUUCGCACGGCCAUUCUCAUGUUCACGCGCAGAAGAACGGCUACUCCAAACCCGUCGGAUCUAUAUCGGUUGCUCCUGCACCGUCUCGCUCCCGAUCUCAUUCACCGCGUAAAAAGAAGCCUCAGCUCCGUUUGGAAAAGUUUAAUCUAUGUGACGAAAAACGGACCUGCCAAAUGGAACAACUCACCAUUCCAAACUUACCUCACACUCCAAGCGUUAGCCCACAUACCUCGCUUCCAAACACUAGACACAAUUCGUUUACGGUGAAAACAGCCUCGUCUACAAAUCUAGAGAAUAUUCUUCACAUAGCUAGGAAAAAACUGAACACCGAAGCCCUAAGACAGAGAAUGAGUUUGGAUGCUGGAGGCAAUUCUCCAGAUAUCAUAACAUCCAGUAAGUUUUUGUACAAUAAAAUGGACGCCGACGAUUGCUUGACCUUAAGCCGUAGCAGAAGAGACAGCUGUGAUAGCCAAGACCUGUCUUCAGAAGAAGAACAUUGCUCAAACCAUCACCAUCCGCAGCAUGGAGAUGAAAAUCUUAACGUAAGGGCUGCCAUCAUACAUGUGAUCGGUGAUUUUAUUCAGAGUAUUGGAGUGUUAAUCGCUGCCAUUAUCAUUAAAUUUCAGCCAACUUUUAAAAUAGUCGACCCCAUCUGCACGCUCCUGUUUUCAGUCAUCGUGCUAGUCACUACGGUGCGGAUCUUUCGGGAUUCCGUGCGCAUUCUAAUGGAUGCCGUCCCGACCAGCGUGGCGGUCGAUAAGCUCAGCACCGAGCUCGAGUGCAUAUCCGGCGUCAAGGCCGUGCACGAUCUGAACGUGUGGAGCAUUUCCACCGGACUGAACGUGAUGACCGUUCAUCUGAUGGUUGAUCCAAUUGCAAAUACGUCCAAAAUUCUAGUCGCUGCGCAUGCAAUUGCUCAGAACGGGUUUAAUAUAAAGAAGUGUACGGUACAAAUAGAAAAGAUAACUUUUCGUGCCUAG